UGCUAGAGAGGGAGAGAACGAAUCAGCAAGCUGGUUUGACCAGAAACAGAACUGCCUAUGACAGAUUAAGAGACAAGCAAGGCUUGGAAUCUGAGAGCAAGCAGAGUGGAAAUUUACUGCAGCUCUCUGUGAGUGUUCAAGUGAUCAUUUUCUCCUAACGUUUUCCGGUAGUAACUGUUACUCCUCAGAGUCAGAAAGUCAAGACGGAAUUGUGCUAAGUCUUUUAUCCACCACGCUUGCGUAGGAGGAGGCACCCUUUAGUAAAUGGAAGAUAAAGGUUGCUUCAGCUGAAGUGUUUUGAACCUGAGAAAAGAGCUGUCUUCACUACCUCACCAUGGGUCUGCUUUUUGUUGCUUAGACAAGCUGGGAGUUUCUAUAUCCCUUGCAUUCCAUAUUGGAAGAAGAGGUUUUUAUACAUGAAAAAAAUGCCUUUGUUUAGUAAAUCACACAAAAAUCCAGCAGAAAUUGUUAAAAUUCUGAAAGACAACCUGGCCAUUUUGGAAAAGCAAGACAAAAAGACAGAGAAGGCUUCAGAAGAGGUGUCAAAAUCUCUGCAAGCAAUGAAGGAAAUUCUGUGUGGAACGAACGACAAGGAGCCCCCUACAGAAGCAGUGGCUCAGCUGGCACAGGAGCUCUACAGCAGCGGGUUGCUGGUGACACUCAUAGCUGACCUGCAGCUCAUAGACUUUGAGGGAAAAAAAGAUGUGACCCAGAUAUUCAACAACAUCCUGAGAAGACAGAUUGGUACACGGUGUCCUACUGUCGAGUACAUCAGUUCUCAUCCUCACAUCCUGUUUAUGCUUCUCAAAGGCUAUGAAGCCCCACAGAUUGCCUUACGCUGUGGGAUUAUGCUAAGAGAGUGUAUUCGACAUGAGCCACUUGCCAAAAUCAUCCUAUUUUCUAAUCAGUUCAGAGAUUUCUUCAAGUAUGUGGAGCUGUCCACCUUUGAUAUCGCUUCAGAUGCCUUCGCUACUUUUAAGGAUUUGUUAACCAGACAUAAAGUAUUGGUAGCAGACUUCUUAGAACAAAAUUAUGACACUAUUUUUGAAGACUAUGAGAAACUGCUGCAAUCUGAGAACUAUGUGACAAAGAGACAAUCUUUAAAGUUGCUAGGUGAGCUGAUCCUGGACCGCCACAAUUUCACCAUUAUGACCAAGUAUAUCAGCAAGCCAGAGAACCUGAAACUCAUGAUGAACCUGCUUCGAGACAAAAGUCCCAACAUCCAAUUCGAAGCCUUCCAUGUCUUUAAGGUGUUUGUGGCCAGCCCCCACAAAACGCAGCCUAUCGUGGAGAUUCUGUUAAAAAAUCAGCCCAAACUCAUUGAGUUUCUGAGCAGCUUUCAGAAAGAAAGGACAGACGACGAGCAGUUUGCUGAUGAGAAGAACUACCUGAUUAAACAGAUUCGAGACUUGAAGAAAGCAGCCCCGUGAAGAUGGUCCUGCCCCGACAGCCAUUUGUCUCCCUUGCCCAGUGUGUACAGUGUUGUUUUAAAGUCUCCGUUCUUAGGAAGGCUUUGGAGGUCCUGUCUUUCUCAAUUGAUUGUUCAAGGUAGAUGAAAUAUAAACAUUUGAGUGGAAGAAAAAAAUCAACCUAGAAUAAUAUAUUCAUUUUAAUCAAGCCUGUGAUUGCUUAUGGAAUCAACCAUUAUAUUAAACAUUGAUCAAAAGCAGUGUAAGUUCAGAGCUGCACCCUGGGUCACCCAGGACAUCAAGUCAGGGAACACAAGUGUCUCUUGAAACAGACGAUGGGAGGAGACCCAUCUGGUUUUGUUCGUUUAGACAGCCUUUUUCAGACACUGAAGAGAUGGGAGACAGGACGGCAUUGUCUGCUCAGUGUGCACUUUCCUUCUCUGCCUGCUGCCUCCUAGGUAGUAGGUGGGAACAGUGCCCAGCUCCCAGCACCGUUUCUUCUUCCUUGUAGCCCUUGUCUGACCCAUGACCCAUUCCAACUUCUGAGGGCUAGUGUGGAAGCAGCUGAGGGCCGAGUGAGAUCAAUAGAGGUUACAGGGACAGAGACCCAUGGGCUGUGACUCUCAGAGGAGAAGUGCAAAAAGGUGGCUGUAAUCAGCACUGCUCUGUUGGCUCUGUUGGCUCUGUUCUACAGGGUCAAUGAGUGUGAGGAUAUUUCACUAAUAGCUGUUGCUAUGGAAAGAAUGCUUCCUGAUACUUCCAUAUACUUGAGAGGUGGAAUCACAGUAGGUACAAACCAUGGGGCUAGAUGGCCAUGUUAUCCUUCCAUCAGUAGAGGGGAAAGUGAGUCAUGCAUAACAAAUGUCUCAGACAACCAGAGGUUCUCUCUGGUUCAGUUUGUUCUGUAAUAACCUGUCAUUCCAUAGCCGUCUAUCAGUGUCUUCAAUGAGAAGCUAAAAAAUCUAAAAUUGUUGGUUCCAAGUACUCUCUUUCAUGCUAGAAUAACUAAGGUGUUCAUUUGUGUCCCCUUAACAGGGACAGGAAGAAAAAUUAUUUUUUUAAAGGCCAUGGUUUGUUUUUAGACUUCAGACCUCUAAAAUGGACUUUUAAAGAGACAUUUCCCAGGCACUGAAGCUACAAUUGCUUGUCAGCUCUUCAUGCCCUGAAUUCCCAUGGCACUGGACUGCUGUCUUCCUUGCCUUUGGGCACAUAUGUCUCCAUCCAGAGACAGGAAAGGAAGUGUGUCCUCCAGUAUAAAUGCUUUUAGUGGGUUUCCCACCCAGCAAAUUCCCUGGCAAGGCACCUUGCUUCUUGACUGGGGUUCAAGUGUUUUACUUCCAUGUACCCCCGCCACUGUCCUGUAUUCUUCAGUCACAGAAGUCAGAUUUUUUUAUAAUAUUUCCUGAUAGUAUGGAGCCCCUUAGACCUUGACCUUUCUAGAUUUGCUUAUUUGAUUAAAAGAGAUGAAAAAACAAAACCUUUAAAUGUGUUUCCAUAGCAUCAUGGGACACAGGCAAGGCCAUGUUUUAAUUUUAUUUCAGUUAAAAACACUUCUUUUCUCUGGGUUUGAAUUGGCUCUUUGCCAGCAUCCUUUUAUCCUAGCUGUGUACUUUCUGGACAGAAAGCUACAGAGUCUGAGAUGCAGUGACUGAGGUAGCCGGGGUGCUGCUACGAGUUUCUAAGUUAGUCACUUAGACGGGGCACAUGGGGCUCACCACCACGGUGUGUUUACACAGAGAUCACUGUAAGUACUGUGAGACUUGAAUGUGGAAAGGUCAUAGUUAAUAAGAAGCACAGUUUAAAGACCAAAUAAAAAGUACCACAUACUCUUGG
Mus caroli (Ryukyu mouse) is the source of this 3242-nucleotide messenger RNA. RefSeq names its product calcium binding protein 39 like (gene Cab39l). Lineage: Eukaryota; Metazoa; Chordata; Mammalia; Rodentia; Muridae. The record is from RefSeq and is a predicted model, not a curated record. Gene Ontology annotation, molecular function: protein serine/threonine kinase activator activity. Gene Ontology annotation, biological process: intracellular signal transduction.